GCUACUUUGACUUUGACGGCCUGCCCAACCACAUGCACAUACCUCAUUUCUCUCGACGCAUGGGCAGCUGAAAGGUGUAUGCUAUCCAGCAGCCCGGAGACGGUUUGCAUCUGCUCCCGGGCGAUUCCCCAAUUUGCGGUGAUUGAUCGCAACGCCCGAACUAUCGAAAGAGCGACACGCUGUCAUCUCCGUCUUCGCUGCGUUUCCCCAUGCUGCCUACCGUCCUCGACACCCCCGCCGCCGCUGUACUCUGUGGGCUACUUGUCUCUUGGGCCCUCGCCUGCGUCGCUCAUUCCCGCUGGAACUCAAAACGGCCCCAAUACCCACCCGGCCCCCCGCGGGAUCCCUAUCCUGGGCAACGUCUUCGACGUCCCUCUGGAGCGUCCGUGGCUUGCCUUUGCUGAGAUUGGCAAGGAAUUCGGCGACAUUUUCUUCCUCCGCAUCCUCUCCCAACGCAUCGUUGUCAUCAACUCCGUCGAAGUCGCGGAGGACAUACUCGAUGCGCAUGGUGCAUUAUGCUCUGACAGACCGGUGCUCCCUAUGGCCGGCGAGCUUGCGGGAUUUGAUACCGUGAUUCCGCUCUGCUUGUAUACCGACCGCUUCAAGAAGGAGCGAAGAAUGCUCCAUCGUGUGUUUGGAACGAAGGACGCCGCGCGAGCAUUCGAGGGCGUCGUGACCGAAGAACUACAAAAUCUCGUCAAUAUCUUGCAUGAAAGUGAGGGCAAAGGGCUGUUUGAACACCUCGAACGCAUCACAAGUGCAAUCGGUCUACGACUCGCUUAUGGGUAUCGAAUGGCGCCGCCCGCUGGCCACAAGGAUGCUCUGCACGAAAUGUUUCUCGCUGCUACUCGGGACUUCAUGGAUACCACUCGCCCGGCGGCGUACAUGGUUGAUAUCUUUCCAUUCCUGAAAUAUUGGCCGGAGUCAUUACCUGGCGGAGGUUUCCAUACACUAGCUAGGAGGAUCCGCCAAGAUUUCCAGCACACGAUACACACGGGCCUCCAAUUCGUUACUGAUCAACUGUCAAGGGGAACAGCCGAGCCGUCAUUCGCAAGAACGUUUCUUGAGAAGGUCUCCCACGAGUCAGAUACUCAGUUGCUAAAACAAGCAGCGGCGGCCGUCCAGGUUGCGGGGAGCGACACGACUGCGGCGCAGUUGUCAGCGUUCUUUCUCGCCAUGUCGCUCUAUCCCGCAGUGCAGCGACGUGCACACGCUGAAAUCGAUCGAGUUCUGCGUGACGACGAUAAUGGCGAUCUACGACUUGCUACUACCCGCGACCGCGAGGAGGGCCUUCUGCCCUAUAUGGACGCAUUUUGCAAGGAGCUGCUCCGCUGGCAUGUUGCGGCACCAAUCGCUGUCCCGCAUUGUGCGAAAGAGGCCUUCGUGUACACGCAUCGCACUACACACGCGCAGCUGUUUAUUCCAAAGGGGACAGUCAUUAUGCCGAACAUCUGGAAAAUGGCGCACGAUGCGGACAUCUAUCCCGAUCCGUUCGUCUUCAACCCCGAGCGCUUUCUCGGGCCGCAGCCGCAGCCAGACCCGCGGAAAAUCGUCUUCGGAUUCGGCCGGCGGAUAUGUCCUGGGCGGUUGCUGGGCGACUCGACCGUGUUCCUGGCGUGCACCACCAUCCUUGCAUCGUUCGAAAUCACGGCUCCCGACGGUAACGAAGUAAAAAGCAUUAGACCACACGCACAGGCCUCUGCAUUCGUCAGCCUCAGCGGCGCAAACGCCGAACAUGUUCUCAACAUUGAAACAGACACUGUAUUGCUGACGGAAGAUUCGCAGACACUCUCUGAUACGCGGUUUCACGAUGGACAUCGGCGCCGUUUGCGGGCGAUAUUGUUUGGGUGUUGGUUGCGGCACGCCCAUGCUGCAUCCUACCGCUGCCUUCAACUGACCUCUUCUACUCUCUUUACGCCCCUAAUGCUCUGGAUCCACUCCACUAAUCCCAUCCACCAGUUAUUGGCCAUCUGCACCAUUCUUUUCACAUCUUUGGGGGCGCAUGGUGUCUGCACGCCCCCGUCACAAGCAAAGCCACUGUACCGAAACUUCCGAGCGGGCACAGACCACCUCUACACUGUCGAUGCAAACGAAUAUAACAGCGUCCCGGGCGGCGGCUGGGCACAGGAAGGCAUCCGCGCACUUGUGUUUACGUCGCAGGUGGAGGGCAGCGUCAGGCUGCGCCGCUUAUGGAGCUGGGGUGCCCUUGACCACUUCUACACUGCGGACAGCGGUGAGGCUGCGAGCUUCACCGCCCAGGGCGUCUACUCUUACGAAGACAACCCGACACCUAUCUUCGUCUACCCGUCAGCCCAGUGCGACACCGUGCCGCUGUAUCGCCUCUACCAAGACGGCGACGUCAAGGACCACUUCUACACCGCCGACGCCGCCGAGCGCGACCGGGCCAUCGCUAUCGGGUACACAUACCAGCUGAUUGCCGGAUAUGUCUAUCCGAAGGACGCUACAGACCCCGUCACGGUUGCGAAGACAGCAAACCCAGCACCGGCACCAGGGCCAUCAACGACAAAGCCGGACGCUGGAACGCAGCCUGCGCCAGGACCGACCUCGAAUCCCGGUCCCGGACCGGCUCCGACAUCGAUCGGAGACGGCAACAAGAACGGUGCUAUCCAGUCUAAUCCUGGCACCACCCCGCCAGGCUCAACCGCAGGACUGCAUCCGUACACCGGCUCGGUAUUGCCGGCUGCGACAUCACUUCUGCCGAACGGAUCGCUGCCGGAUGCCGCCCAGAUUGCGAAUCAAAACGGUGGGGCAACCGGACACUUUAACCUUAUCCGUGAUUCAAGGAUAUUUAUCUCGGUAGUGGUUCCAUUCAGCCUGUAUUCACUUUUUUUAUUGUAA
This is a messenger RNA of Mycena indigotica, 2859 nucleotides long. RefSeq names its product Cytochrome P450. The record is from RefSeq and is a predicted model, not a curated record. The transcript has 15 exons. NCBI's taxonomy places the organism in Eukaryota, Fungi, Basidiomycota, Agaricomycetes, Agaricales, Mycenaceae. Gene Ontology annotation, molecular function: monooxygenase activity; heme binding; iron ion binding. The coding region runs from base 79 to 2859 and encodes 926 amino acids.